Molecule: messenger RNA, 1008 nt
Organism: Morchella sextelata
Lineage: Eukaryota; Fungi; Ascomycota; Pezizomycetes; Pezizales; Morchellaceae
Exons: 2
Coding region: 1-1008 (335 amino acids)
Source: RefSeq, a predicted model, not a curated record
AUGGAAAAAAUGUCUUCGUCUACUGCUUCAAAGACCUGGACGGAAAAGCAAACCAAGGAGGUAAUGAGGAAGGUUAUUAGGCGUGCGGAAGUAUCGAGGAUUGCCCGAUUACUACAGCACCGCCUUGCACUUGCCAACUUCAAGACAAAGAAAGGUUGGGAAAACUUGACCCUAGACACCAUCGAACCCAAGAUUGAGGAGGAUUUGAAGCGAAAACGUCAACGGCCAUCAUCAGGAGACAAGUCACCAUCACCAGGUGCUUCACUUUUUAGUGAAAGUGAGCUCGAGUGGUUAAGGAAAAAUAAGCCGAUAAACGGACAACCCCAUAAACGACGGGGGAGCCAAUCGUCUGAUAUCGGACCUCUUCCCAAUUUCCGGAACUCAAAGAAGCGUGGGCGGCCUUCAACUUCCACGGACUUCCAGCAACCACCCUCCAAGCGCCGGCAAUCGUGGAGGGACCACAACCGCACAGUCCAAUCUUCCCCAGGAUACCGAUACGGUAAUGAGGAGAGAGACAAAGAUGACUAUGAAUUCCAGCCCGCGUUUCACUCAAGCCCUCCCCGCACCCCGCCCCGGCGGAUUGCAAAACCAGGGACUAAGCAAGGUGGGGAGGUUGGUGCCGAUCUUUUGAUAUACCUCGCCACGUCCCCGUCCCCGGCUGGUGCCAUGUCCAAGACAAACAUCGCUCCAACCACCCCACCACCAUCCUUUGCUCUUCCAUCCUCUGUUAUGAACACCCCAGGAGGAGGUCCCCCCCGGACUCCCCAGACAGGUUUCAAUUUUGCGGAUUUCGUCAAUAUCACCCCUUCACCCGCUCAAUGCGCUUUCGGCUCUGUUGUUGCAGGACGAGGUACUCCUGUAAAAGGACGAGGCACUCCUAUUGCUGCUGCUCGUCGACGUCUGAAUUUUGAUCAGCUUGCCCCGCCAACAGGUUCCCCUUCAGUUCCGUCUGGAGGCACGAGACAUACCGGUUUAGGCAUGGAGUUGGGCGGCGAACUUGUGUCGUGA